This is a messenger RNA of Syzygium oleosum, 1098 nucleotides long. Its product is annotated as probable WRKY transcription factor 58. The transcript is spliced from 4 exons. The coding region runs from base 222 to 722 and encodes 166 amino acids. The record is from RefSeq and is a predicted model, not a curated record. Lineage: Eukaryota; Viridiplantae; Streptophyta; Magnoliopsida; Myrtales; Myrtaceae. Gene Ontology annotation, biological process: regulation of DNA-templated transcription. Gene Ontology annotation, molecular function: DNA-binding transcription factor activity; sequence-specific DNA binding.
UCCAUCACGGCGAUGGUUGGCUGGAGUGGUCCGGUCUUUCUCUCACUUAUUUUUGGUCUUUCUCUCUCACUUCACUUUCAGGUUUUCUCCCACUUGUUAAGAACUCAAGUAGGUUUUUGGCCUUUUGGGGAACAGAAAGAUAUCAUCAGAGAAGCUUCCCUACUCAGAGCAGCAGCAGCCACCAUAACCCAAGCCAAAGCCCUCCCAGAUUGGAUGUCCUGAUGCUUCUCAGAUGUUACUUUGAUCGAGAUGGUGUUUACUUUAUUGAUCUUGGCGAAACUUGUGGUAUUUAUACCCCUUCGUUGGCAUUUACUUCUCGGAGUGGACUAAAUUCUCUCCACUUCUGUGGGAAGCUUAGUAGAAGUAAAUCGGCCAGGAAAGACAUGGACCGAGACACCGGUAACAGAUUGGAAUUACCUCAAGAUGGCUAUGAAUGGAGGAAAUAUGGCCAAAAAUUCAUCAAGAACAUUGGAAAAUUUAGGAGCUACUUCAAGUGCCAAAGGGCCGGAUGCAAUGCGAAGAAAAGAGCUGAAUGGUCAGAGACCGAGCCAGGAGAUUUGCGAGUUGUGUACGAAGGGGUUCACAAUCACAGCUCCUCCUUGCAAGAUCAGUCCGGUUCAUCACAAUCCGGUGCAUCCAGCACGGACGCCAACCAAUAUAACUUAAUCAAUCAAGUGUUUGGAGACAACCCGCCUUCUGAUUACAGGCGUUCUGACGAUUAAAAUCUCAAAUGAAGGUUCAUCUAGUUUUGUUGCAAUGAGGUGGUAUUCUAUAUAAAACCAAAUUCACCUCUUCAUCUCGGAUCGUCCUUUAGGUCCUUUUUCGCUGUAUCCCAGGUAUGUUUAGGUUUUCUGCUGCUAUCUCCUGAUAUGGAACUUGAGUUUGCCUCUUAUCUUUUGCCCUCUUCGGCUCCUCUAUGUCUUGGUACCCGUGAAAAAUGAUAUAAUGCAUGGAAGAUUUCUCUCUUCAGCUACAAAAACACCUCCCCUUUCUAAGACUUCCUGCCCAUCUUUGGCAGAACAUGUAUGUGUAAAGUAAUGCUUUCCCUUGUCUUGUAUAACUUUCCUUAGUUAAAAUAUAAUCUCGUUUGUUUUUUCC